Paramormyrops kingsleyae is the source of this 6097-nucleotide messenger RNA. Lineage: Eukaryota; Metazoa; Chordata; Actinopteri; Osteoglossiformes; Mormyridae. The record is from RefSeq and is a predicted model, not a curated record.
CUAUCGUAAGAUAUCUCUAAUGAUGGAGAUAAGCAAAGUGAAGCAUACUUUUAAAAUUUUAGUACUUUUCUUUAGAAAAGCAGAACAUACUUUUCGUUGAAUUAUGUUGUUUUCAUGAAGAAAAAUGUAAGAUCGAUUCUGGUGUGGAUUUCAGUUGUGAUCGAAGGCCUGAGGGAACGACACGGCAAUGUUGCAGCUGUUUUUCACAGAGACCUUAUAUAUCCUAACCUGGAAAAUUAAAGUUAUUGACAGUCUCCACAGAGCAGAGAUAAUUUAAAACAAUUAAUCUCAUAACGUUAUUUUGGAGAUCUUAUUUAAACUGAUCCGUAAAUACAGCCAAUGUAUAUUGAUAAGGGGUGGUUAUUUCAAGGCCAAGCAAUCAUUUCAUGAUCAUAAAUAAUAUACUUACUUUAAUUAUUGCAAAACGGUCUAUGAAUUAUUACAGCGGGGCAUUCAAUUGCUUGCUUGUUCCAUAGACUCGUGCCACGCUGAAUUGUAAUUCAUUGAUGUUCCUCAUGAAUGAAGCUUUGUGGUAUAUAGUGUUUUAUAUAGGUUAAAAUGUAGAAACAGAUUGCAUUCUUAGUGUGGAAACAAAACAAAAGGGUCGUUGCCUGUGGAUGGAUUGGGCUGAGUGUGAGCGUCUGAAGGGCAACUAUAACGAAUCAGGGGGCGGCGGCAACUUUAGGACCUGGAGGAGCUGACUCGAUCCUACUUCCACACCUCACCCUUCAGGGUUUUCGUGGUGCGGGCUCAUUGUUCCGAGGUAGGUCUCCCCAUUGGAAAGCCAGAGGGAACAGCGGCCGCAUACAUCAGAGACGCGAUCGCUGUUUCAUUCAGUCACAUGGCUAUAUGCAAUAUUUUGUAACAAAGAAACCAACUGGAAAUAAUAACAUUAUAUAUGCAUCGGGGUAAAAGUCUUUUUAAUAGAAGGCAUUUAAAGAAAGGGGAUGAAAUUGCACGAAGAAUAUACUGAAAACUAAUCAUCAUUGAUUUAUUACUCAUUUAAGCACUUUGCUUCCUUCAGACUUGAAGUAAGACUCGUUCCUUCUCUCGGUUGUAUCUGAUAAGCGGCUGUUUUGAAACUGAGAAUCCGCUUCGCAGCCGCUUCGGAUUGCCAGGCGAGAAUGAUUCGCCGACUGUCCCUCGCAUGGACCCCGAUCGUGUGGCUUUGUGUGUUUGGUCCGCUGGAAACUGACUGCAGAGCCGCAUCGGCGGGACGGAGUUGCGGUGAGAGUCGGCAGGUCUACGCAGACAAGGGGUACAGUCUGAACACGGCGCCGCUGACACAGAUCUCGGGGGAGCACCUGCGCCUCUGUCCCCAGGACUACACAUGCUGCUCCAGCGUGAUGGAGGAGGUGCUUGCUCGGCAGAGUGAGAGUGACUUCCUGAAGGCCAUUGAUGACACCAGCCAGUUCCUACUCACCACCUUCAUGCAGAGACAUCGCAAGUUUGAUGAGUUCUUCCGGGAGCUCAUUGACCUGGCAGAGAAGUCCAUGAAUCAGAUGUUCACCAAAACCUACGGAAAACUGUACACCCAGAAUGCCCGUGUCUUCCACGACCUUUUUGCUGAGCUCCGUCGAUACUACACUGGUGGCAGUGUGAGCCUUGGGGAAGUUCUGGCAGAGUUCUGGUCCCGGCUGGUGGAGAGGGUCUUCUCUCUGGUGAACCCCCAGUAUCAGUUCAGUGAGGAGUACCUGGAGUGUGUCAGCAAGCAUGCAGAGCAACUGCAGCCAUUCGGGGACCUUCCUCGCAAACUGCGAAUACAGGUGUCAAGGGCAUUCAUAGCUGCCAGGGCACUAGUUCAGGGACUGGCUACAGGACGUGACAUUAUUAACAAGGCAUCAAAGCUGAACGUGGGUGGAGAGUGUCUUCGGGCCCUAAUGCGACAGUGGUACUGCCCUUUGUGCCGCGGCAUGCCCACCCUGCGCCCAUGCCACUCAUUCUGCCUCAAUGUGAUGAAAGGUUGUUUGGCUAACCAGGCUGACCUGGACAGUGAAUGGAACAACUUCAUUGAUGCUCUGCUCCAAGUAUCAGAGAAGCUAGAGGGGCCAUUCAACAUGGAGUUGGCAGCUGAUUCCAUUGCAGUCAAGGUUUCUGAGGCCAUAAUGCACAUGCAGGAGAACAGUGUCACCACCUCCACCAAGGUGUUCCAGGGAUGUGGCAGCCCCCGUCCCGCCCCCAGCCGGUCACGGCGCUCCCCCAGGGAGCAAGGGGGCAAUAGGAGGCCAUUUCGCACAUAUAGCCCUGAAGAGAAACCCACUACGGCUGCUGGCACCAACCUGGACCGUCUGGUACUGGACCUGAAAGAACGCCUGCGUCCUAUGAAGGGCUUCUGGGUGUCACUUCCACACACACUCUGCAACGAUGACAACCUGGCUGCUGAUGUAACAAAUGAGGACAAAUGCUGGAAUGGGCAGGCAAGAGGACGGUACCUCCCAGAUGUGACCAGGGAUGGGCUGGUCAGUCAGAUUAACAACCCGGAGGUAGAAGUGGAUAUUGCGCGACCAGAUGUGAGGACACGGCAGCUGAUUAUGGAACUCCGUGUUGCUACCAACAGGCUAAGACAGGCCCAGGCUGGACAGGACAGUGAUUUUAUGGACAGUGAAGAAGGGAGUGGGUCAGGGGGUGGAGAUGGUGGGGACAGGUAUAGCGAUGAGCCUGGUUCUGGGCCUCCCUCUCCACCUUAUAGUAAACCUGCCCGCAACCCACCCAGUCCAAAUAAACCUCCCCGUGUCAGGGACAGGACUGGAGCUAAGUGGACCAGGCCCAAUCAGGGCCAUGGGAAUCGCAUUACAUCAGGCGUCAACCAGCUGUCUGCAUCUCACUCCAUCACUGUCUUUCUCCUCCUGGCCAUAUGUGCUGCCCCCAUCUGGUGAGAUCUAUUACUACACAGUAACACUUAAAUUUGACUUGGUAUAUGUAAAUUGAUUUGAAGAAAGAAACAUAGUCACUGUUUUUCCAUGUAAAGCUAAAUGUUAGUGACAUUCUCGGGGUGAAUUGUGCCGAAUGUGCCAUAUUUCGUGGGGACGGUUGCUGAAAUUUACAUCCUUUUACCAAUUUUUACUAAGACCAAAAGCUGUUUGCAAGAAAAAAAAUGAAAGAAUAACAAUAACAAAAAUGUUUUAACAGCAUAACAAAAGACUGAAGCGACUAUUUUUUAUUUUUAUUUUUUAUUUUUUUACUUAUUGAGUGGUCUUCCGUCAAUCAAUACUAGCACUGGGUAGCAUUCCAAAAAGGACAUGCUUACCUUCCUGUCAGAGCUCUGGAAACCUUAUCGCUAAACGUAUUACCCCUUUCCUGUGAGAGGCCUAUUAGCAUCACGCUAAACACAGCCUUCUCUUCCUGUGGGAACACUGUUAGCAUCUUAAAAAGCACGUGCUACUCAUCUUCAAGAGGGCUGUUAGCAUUGCAGUAAGCACAACCUCUCCUUCCUGUGAGAAAAUGUUAGUGUUAUAAAAAGCACAUCCACUUCUCCUCUGAAGUCAUUGUUAGCAUCACGCUAAUCACAAUCACUUCUUCUCUAAUGGAGUCCCUUUAAGCACACUGAUCUGUAAGAGACUUGAGACCUGUUUCUCCUGUAACCUUACACAGUACCUCCAUCUGCCAUGACAAUAUAACAACGCUGCUGUACAGCAAUUUACACCAGAAUAUGAAAGAAAAUGUUUUUACAUGCAACCGUUUAGUAAAGCAAUUCUCAUUUUCAUUUUAACUAUAAUUAUGUACAGAGUACAUAGUAUGUAACAGGUGCGGUAGGUUAGCGAUUUAAAUUUUAGAAAAUUUAAUUUAUUUAGUGAAUUCCUGAUGGGGAAAACUUAGAACAUCGCCUGAAUUCCUUCACUAAAAGUGCUUCUGUGUAUAGCUGUGUAAAAGUAUGACAAAGUAAGCUGUAAAUCUGGGGCAUGGAUGUCUGCCAAGCAGUUUCUUAGAUCUUUAAUUUUACACUGCAUGUACACUACAUGUAAUUGGCAAAUUUUGAUGCAAUAUUUUAUGUAAUAUUUCCUUUUGAAGCCCAAUCCAGCAAUUUGCAUAGUGAGGUCUUAUUCAGACAGUUUAAUGACUGUUGUCAUCUAGAAUGUUCUGGAAACUUCAGAGGGGAAAGUGCCUUUACAGCAUGUCCGUCUCACUUAUUUAUGCAGGUCAGUUAUCAAUGUGAAUGUUUCAAAACAUAACUGUCACAUUUUUUUGUCUUCAACUAAUUUAUCUAAUUCAAGUAAUGUAUUAGCAUUUUGUUGUAUUCAGGGUUUUAGGUAUUUUGUAUGAAUUGUUUACUGAAUUCCAUUAUUGUGCAGUAAACUGCUCUGGGAUUGGUUACCCAAAUGUGAUAGAGGAGAAGCCUUAUUGGUCAAGAACAAAUGGGGGCAGGUGCAGUACACCUGUGAAGGACAUGCCUGGUAUACCCUCUGGGUAAGUGUGUGACUUUCCCCCUGGUUAUUAAAGAAGAAAAAUAUUGAAAAUCACCAAAUAGAAUUCCCCUAGAUCACAAGGUAAAAGGGCCUCUGGACUAGAAUCCUUCAGACUGAAUGAACAUCAUGGCACGUGCCUCAUCUACCUAUGUUAGUGUUGAAUGUAAAAAAAUGUUUAUUUUUUUUUUUUUAAGUUUGAGGUUCAGUAUUGUUGAACCAGAGGGACAUGGUGCUAGGAAUGGCAAGCAGCUCAUGACAAGGUGAUGUGGACAGAAAUAGAAUGGAAAGACUCUUCAUCUCAUUUAAUGAAACACUGCUCCGUUUUAUAGUAGCAAGUGAUGUGUAUUGUUUGUGAUACUUGUGGUGCAUGUGGGAGCUGGUUGUAUACCUAAGAUAAGGGGGAAUCUGUGCCCAAAACUAAAUCUUCUGGGUAGGUUUCACUUCAUAUGAAAAAAAAGAAAUAUAUAAAUAUAUAUUAGUAGGGCUCAAAUGCAAAGAUAGAAUGUGUUCAGUAUGUAUUACAUGUUUAAUUUCUAUGAUAUAACUAUUUAUUAUGACAAUUGACCGUACCUCCUAGAAAUUUCUUUAUAGAAAAGUAAAAAAAAAAAAAAAAAAAAAACUCUUUUUAGGGCUAAAAAUUUUAUUACAUUGGGUUGGUUGGUACAAUCAGAUGUACACAGAAUCCCAGAUUGUUUUUAAUAAUUAUUUAUUUAUUAAAAUUAAUUUCUAGGAGUAGUUCCAACAACACAUCAGAGAUAGGGUAUAGGGCUGAACCCACAUAAUUGGGCUGGGGGGGAUUUUACCAACUUGGCCAGAACAUUGCUGGUUUGAAUCUUGGAUGGCUACAUGGAGUCUCUCAGUCAUUCUACUGAAAUGUGAAGUCACAAACUGGAAGCCUUAAAAGCCUCCUGGGACACUGGAAGUAACCUGAUGAAGUUCAUUACACUGUGGAAAUCCAAGCCAAAGGGCCUUGAGGAAGGAUGAAGACAAGUUUUCAUUUUUAUCAUCCAUCCGUGUUUGAUGUUUGUAUGCGUGUUUGUUGUUUGUAGUCAGGAGAUGGAAGUCAAUUUCAAUUGCUGCAUUUAAGUUGCAUUAAAACUUCUCCCUGUUUACAGUUCAUUUCAUAGCUUGUAUGUGAAACAGAGGGAUUAAACCCUGUCCCUCCUGUAUUUUUACUCCACUGAUGUAAUUAAUAGGGCACAGAGUUACCACAGCUUGUGUUUCAGGGGUCACUUAAGUGCUAAUCAAAAUGCACUGGAAGCUACAGGGCCUGGUGUGGAAAAGCACAGUGUAAAGUCUAUUCCUGAGUUUAAUGUUCAUGUGGAACCUUGGAGCUCUGUGAUAUGCAGUCCAAUAGUGCAGGUGUAAUGAUUGGACCGCAUAUCAUUGUGUUAGGAAUAGUUAUGUUUUUACAAAACUAAGCUUGUAUGUGUGGUGUCAAAUGAAUGCCAUUUUGGGAGGAGCAGGCUUUGAAUCUGACAAUUUAUGAUGAUAAAUUGAUGAUAAAUGAAUGCCUUCCUUCUACAAACUCUUUCACCAAACAUUUUGGGAUCCAGAAUUUUAGGAAAUACACAAGUAUAAUAGCAAAGCCUUGCAGAUGUUUUGUAAAAAAAAGUGUUUAAAAAAAAAAAACUGCUUUCUGUCAGUUGUGUUUGUGAUUCCAGUAUUAAAAAAAAAAAACUUUCUAAGCUUUA